Molecule: messenger RNA, 2241 nt
Organism: Aspergillus nidulans FGSC A4
Lineage: Eukaryota; Fungi; Ascomycota; Eurotiomycetes; Eurotiales; Aspergillaceae
Product: putative C6 transcription factor
Exons: 9
Coding region: 1-2241 (746 amino acids)
Biological process (GO): regulation of DNA-templated transcription; regulation of transcription by RNA polymerase II; DNA-templated transcription
Cellular component (GO): nucleus
Molecular function (GO): zinc ion binding; DNA binding; DNA-binding transcription factor activity, RNA polymerase II-specific
Source: RefSeq, a predicted model, not a curated record
AUGGCCGACGCGCCAUCGAAGUCCAAUCCGUCCAGAAAGAGUGCCUUUUCAUGCGAAGGAUGUCGCAAGCGCAAAGAUAGAUGCCGAAUUGGUGUAAAAUGCAACGGAGCCAGUCCGUCCUGUUCGCGAUGCGCCGCACGAGGGACCCCAUGCGUCUAUAGUUUAGCUCCUACUUUGGCUUACACAAAACAGUUGGAGAGGCGAGUUGCAGAGUUAGAAGAGGCUCUGGCAAAACAUCGCAGCCAGCAGACCUCAGAUGCUGCCGCGGGAACCCCUUCAUCUGCCGCCUCAACAAACGAAAACAGCCUGAAUUCCACGAGCUCGAAUCAUAAAGAUGAUGAGAUGAGCGGUGACCAGGGCCUAUCGAGGGACUUUGAAGGGCUCAAAGUCGAACAUGAUGGACGAGUUUCUUUCCAUGGGCCCACGAGUUUAUUCCAACUUCCGAGCGGUGCAUUGAACCCAGCUGUACCGAACCCCCAGCUUGCUACGCGAGUGGGCGGUCGUAAGGAAAGGCUGGUUAAUAAUGCAUGGCGGGAGAGGGCGAUUGAGCAGAUGGCUACAAUGCCUGAACCGUUUCAAUACCUUCUUGACUCUCACUGGUGCUGGAUCCAGCCACUCUUCAACUUCGUCUACAGGCCCGUAUUCACUCGGGACAUGAAACUUAACGGCCCGUACUAUUCAGACGCUUUACUCAACGCAAUUCUGUCGCAUUCGGUACGGUGGUGUAAGGCGGAACCAAGGAUUAGUCCUCUUUUGGAACAAUAUGAAGGUGGAGCCGUGUUCUGGCAUCGUGCGGUGACAGGUCUUCAUGACUCGCUCAGAGACGGCCAUGUGGAUAUACCUACUAUCCAGACUAUGCUGCUUUUGAGUGCACGUGAAUGUGGGCAGGGGAACAGAACUCAGGCAUGGCUGUAUAGUGGAAUGGCAUUUCGAAUGCUAGAUGACCUAGGGAUCACCAUUGACAGCCGCAAGUAUUCGGACUCCGCUCAGCUGAGUGACGAGGAUAUCGAGAUCCGGAACCGGCUUUUCUGGAGCUGUUAUUUCUGGGAUAAAAUGAUGUCUCUGUACUUCGGCAGGUCUCCGACAUUGCAAAGCUCGCAAGGUUGCCCUCCGAGGACAAUCCUGGACGAUACUUCUGAGACUGAGUCAUGGACUCCCCACGGGGUUGUUUUUGCCGACGGUUCAGAAUACCCGCCUACGCAGGCCCGCUCCACGUCUUGUUUUAUAGAAAUGUGUGGUUUGAUGGAAAUUCUGAAUCAGAUUUUGGUUCAUAUUUAUGACCACAACCGUCGAAUUUCUGAGGCAGAGUUUCAUACCUGCGUUCGCGAACAAUCCCGCAACCUGAGUGGAUGGUGGGAUGAACUACCGGAGCAUCUGAAGCUCAUCCCAACAGAUCUGCCUCCAUACUCCCCUCCCAGUCACGUUGUGACAUUAAACUGUGUUUAUCAUACUAUCAACAUCCUGACUCACCGGCCUAUUCUCUGCUCGAAAUGGAGCCGUGAGGCGUACGACAAGAGCCACCUAGUUCACUGCAUGACGUCCGCAACUGCCAUCCUCUCGAUAUUUACAAUGUACCGGCGCACUUUUGGGGAUAGUCACAUCGUCCUCUCAAUCGCCUAUAGCGUGUACACGGCCGCUUCAAUUUUUCUCCUCGAGAUCCAGGCGCUGAAAUUCGCGGCUCCGGGCUCACUGGAGAAAUUGAAGAUCUGCAUCUCUGCGUUAGAAGCCGUUAGCGUUUCCAGUCCUGUGAUCACUACAGCAUUAAGCCUCAUAUACCAAGAAAUCCAACGCUUGCGUGUGGACCACAAAAUCGAACUAUCCAUUCCAGAGCGAAACGCACUACACCCUCAACCACAACAACCUUCAAUUACACAUCGCCACUCUCCCGCUGAUCAAUAUCCUCUGUCCAACAUACCCCCUACAUCUCACCCUGUCUCCACGCACCACAGAACCCCUUCUACGAUCUCUCAUGCACGCGUCGAUAUCAGCGCAUCCACAAACCAGUUCUACCCCUAUCAACCGUCCAUGUACGCGUCGGAAUUCGGUACAUCUCAUCAUGAUGUUCCGCGGUCAGCAGUAACGCACGAUUUCAACGGGUUAGCGGAACCGUUAAUGUCGCUAGAAAAUCCCGCUUCCUAUGAGUUCACUCCGGAGGUGUUUGAGGCAUUUUCGUAUGCGGAACCUAUUACGACGAAUAUGACGCCUGCGGAGGGGGGGUAUAUAGCAACUCCAGCACUAUGA